AGCAGUUCGGAAGCGCUACCUUGAGCAUUGCUACAGUCUUACAACUGGGGACAUUUAGAACAACGUUAGUUUGUAACAAGUUGCCUGAGAUCGCUCUAAAAAGACAAGAUUGCUGUAGGUGUGACCCACAUCCGACACAAAGGAGAAUCACUCUAAAUGAGUGAUUGAAUCAGGCUUUGUAAUAAGGGGGAAGUAGUUCAGGGUGCAGUGAUGAGCUUCUUUGGUUUUGGUCAAAGUGCAGAAAUUGAUAUAGUGCUGAAUGACGCUGAAACGAGGAAGAAAGUCGAACACAAGACAGAGGAUGGGAAGAAAGACAAAUAUUUUCUGUUCUACGAUGGGGAAACAGUAUCUGGAAAAGUCAACGUAACCCUGAAGAGCCCAGGCAAAAGGCUCGAACACCAGGGCAUCAAGAUCGAAUUUAUUGGGCAGAUCGAGCUCUACUAUGACAGAGGGAACCACCAUGAGUUUGUGUCUCUGGUGAAGGACUUGGCAAGACCCGGUGAACUGACACAGUCUCAGACCUUUGACUUUGAGUUCACUCAUGUGGAGAAACCUUAUGAAUCUUACACUGGCCAGAAUGUCAAAUUACGGUACUUUUUGAGAGCAACCAUAAGCCGGAGACUGAAUGACAUCAACAAGGAGAUGGACAUUGUUGUGCACACGCUCAGUACAUAUCCGGAACUGAAUUCCUCGAUCAAAAUGGAAGUGGGCAUCGAAGACUGCCUGCACAUUGAGUUUGAGUAUAAUAAGUCCAAAUACCACCUAAAAGAUGUCAUUGUGGGGAAGAUCUACUUCUUGUUGGUGCGGAUUAAGAUUAAGCACAUGGAGAUCGACAUCAUCAAACGGGAAACCACAGGAACAGGCCCCAACGUGUAUCAUGAAAAUGACACGAUUGCUAAGUACGAGAUCAUGGAUGGAGCACCAGUGAGAGGGGAGUCCAUCCCGAUCAGGCUCUUCCUGGCUGGCUACGAGUUGACCCCAACCAUGCGGGACAUCAAUAAGAAGUUCUCUGUGCGUUACUACCUCAACCUGGUGCUGAUAGACGAAGAGGAGAGACGCUACUUCAAACAGCAGGAGAUCACACUGUGGCGGAAAGGGGACAUUGUGAGGAAGAGCAUGUCCCACCAGGCCGUCAUCGCCUCACAGCGCUUCGAGGGCUCUUCCAGUGCAGAGAAAGCACUGGCCCAGGCCAAGGAGGACAGCAACUGACUCCCGCCUCUGCCGUCCCAGCCUCUCACAGGAAAAGAGACCCUAAACUGCGCGUAUGUAAAAAGGGGGGGAGUGUGUGUUUGAGUGUGUGUUGGAGGUGCAGCGGAGGGGGGGGGGCUGCCGUGUUCCCCCUCCCCGCCCCCCGAAACCCUUCCAGACCCACAAACUUGCCAUCAACACCGGUGAGGGAGCCCUCUGUUUUAAUCACAGCUACUUAAUAAAGGGAUCGGAGAGACUGAGAGAAGACUGCGGGAUGAGUGCUUCAGCACCUUGCGGCGCGUAAAAGGAGAGGGAAAGAUACAUUUCCAUCAUGUGCUUUUAAUUCAGAUUGGCCCCCAGUGGGUCAUUUUAGCACCCUUAUGGAAAAGUAAUAUAUGUCAAUGUGUCUGAAACCUAAGGAAUAUAUUGCUGAUAUUGGAAAAUAUAUGAAUUAUU
This is a messenger RNA of Megalops cyprinoides (Indo-Pacific tarpon), 1644 nucleotides long. RefSeq names its product vacuolar protein sorting 26 homolog B, like (gene vps26bl). The record is from RefSeq and is a predicted model, not a curated record. Gene Ontology annotation, biological process: intracellular protein transport; retrograde transport, endosome to Golgi. NCBI's taxonomy places the organism in Eukaryota, Metazoa, Chordata, Actinopteri, Elopiformes, Megalopidae. Gene Ontology annotation, cellular component: retromer complex; endosome. Bases 211 to 1209 code for a protein of 332 amino acids. The transcript is spliced from 6 exons.